UCAUCCAGCGGGGACGCACUCUCGGUAUUUACAGAAGAGCUGCUGAGCUGCGUGCAUCGCUGCGGGAGCCCUGCAGCGCGACGUACCCGCGCUCUGCAACCCCGAGAGUCAUGGCGCCCUUGUCUUUGCCCCUCGCGUCUCUCCUGAAGCACAGUGACUGUCUGCAGAAGGCGAAGGCCUUUUGUAACGUGCUACAGAGUCCACAACACCGGCCGUUCACGUCUCGCUCGUGGAGACGGAGCCCCGGUGCGGUGGCCCGCGGAGCCGGUCACUUACUGUCACGUCAGCCCGGAUCCCCGAACUACGCGGCGCGUGUCUUCCGCUGCUCGUCGGGGGCUCAGGACACGACAGAGAGGCUGCGGUCUGUUUACAAUGAGACCAAAAGGCAGACGCAAGAUUUGAUCCCAGCCAUUCUCGCCAACUCCAUCAACCCGGACACCAUUUUUGCAAACAAUGAGAUGAGCCUCAGAGACACCGAGAUCUACGGCUUCGACUAUGACUACACCCUGGCUUUCUACUCCAGGGACCUGCACACCCUGAUCUUCAACAUAGCGCGGGACAUUCUCAUCACAAACCACAAUUAUCCAGAGGGUCUGAGAAACUACGAGUAUAUUCCAAAUUUUGCCGUGAGAGGACUUCACUACGAUGUUCAGAAGGCGCUGCUGAUGAAGAUCGAUGCCUUUCACUACAUCCAGUUGGGAACCGUAUACAGAGGUCUUCAUCCCGUCCCUGACGAGGAAGUCAUCGCCAUGUACGAAGGCUGCCAUGUACCUUUGGAGAACAUGAGCGACUUCUAUGGGAAGAGCUCCCACGGCCACACCAUGAAACAGUUCAUGGACAUAUUCUCCCUGCCCGAGAUGACUCUCCUGUGUUGUGUCAACGACUUCUUCAUGAAGCACAACAUCGACUAUGAGCCGGUGCAUCUCUACAAAGACGUGAAGGAAGCUAUUCGAGAUGUUCACGUCAAGGGCAUCAUGUACCGCGCCGUGGAGGCAGAUAUCGGGAAGUACAUUUGCUAUGGUGAGCAAAGCCACGCUGUGCUGAAGAAGCUGUCAGAGCACGGAAAAAAGAUGUUCCUCAUUACCAACAGCCCAUUUGACUUUGUGGACCGAGGAAUGAACUACAUUGUGGGGAAGGACUGGCGAGACCUUUUUGAUGUUGUGAUCGUUCAGGCUGACAAACCUGGUUUCUUUAAUGACAGGAGAAAACCUUUCCGGCGAGUGACCGACAAAGGUGGGUCGCUGUGGGACAGGAUUCACUAGUUGGAAAAAGGGAAGAUCUACAAACAGGGAAACCUUUAUGAGUCCUGAGACUCACGCUGGAGAAGAAUCAAAGUGCUUUACUCGGCGGAUCACAUCUACAGCGAUUUGCAGGAUCUGACUCUGAAACAUGGCUGGAGGACGGGCGCCAUUAUCCCCGAGCUGAGGAAGGAGAUCAAGAUUAUGAACACGGAACAGUACAUGCACAUGAUGGCGUGGUUACAGGCGCUGACGGGCCUCAUUGAACAGAUGCAGGUGCACAGGGAUGCCGCCUCUCAAGCUGUCGUGGAGGAGUGGAUCAAGGAGAGAGAAGACAUGAGGUCGCAGACGAAGGACAUCUUUAACGCUCAGUUCGGGAGUCUCUUCCGGACGUACCACAACGCCACCUAUUUCUCCCGCCGACUCUCCCGCUUUGCUGACAUCUACAUGGCCUCCAUCAGCUGCCUGCUCAACUAUGACUUCCAGCACACCUUUUUCCCUCGGCGUACCCCUCUGCAGCACGAGGGCCCCUUCUGGCCUGAACACAGCCCUGGUGGCAUUAGCGUCUCCCCACAACUCAGCAAGAUGAACGUAGACUCCGAUUAAAAUGAGGGAGACUUAGAUUGGAUGAUGGUCCAUUGCAGACUUAAUUACACUAUUCAUUUUAGAGAUCUAGAAAUAUACAACAUGCAUGCCACAUUUUAAGAGAUGUUUAGCUGGCAAUGAUCACCCUUGACUGUUGUUAGUUUAGCAUGAAACUAGUUAGUUACGAACCUCCUCUCAAAGAUUGAUGUCUUUUAAGAUGACCAGUGGAUUAGUGCUUUUUAAGCUAAAUGACACGUAGACAGAAGGAGCACUGAGACGUUUUAAUUUUAGACACUUUGUACUUAUAUUUAUGUCUUACCGAAUUUGAAACGUGUGUGUGUGUGUGUGUGUAUAAGAGAGGUACUGUAUAUUGAAAAAUGGUGCAAAGAUGCUGUAUGUACACAGUCCAAACAACAGGGGGCAGUCACACAUCAUCUCAGUCAUGUGUCUACAGUAUGGAUUGAAGAUUACCUUUGCAUUUCUCUAUGCUUCACAUCUAUAACAUUACGCGAGACUGACCGUGAAAUGGUAAUACUCGGGUGUGACCUUUCACGUUUCAAACUGUUGCCUUAAUCUACUUUGUUACAUUAAAGCAGUGUGUGUAUUUUUGCACUAGUCCAUCAUAGUCCGUUGCAUCUUGGUACAUCUCAUGUGAUGUGAUACAUGCCGCACAUUUAUGAUCGGAGAUCUUUGUAUUGAAUAUUGAAUUUUCUUAUGUCCAUGUUUUAGGAAAUGCAAAUGUUCUUUUAGGAGUGUUGCCGUUUGACCGGAAAGGCCUCAUUUGUUUUAAGUUUCACACCUCUGCAGAACAUGCAAGAAAUGUUUUCAUAUGUGCUGGAAAGACGGCUUAAAUAUGUAUUUGACAUCUAAUUUGGACAUGAGGAACUCUAGAAUAGCUGUGGCCAGAACCAAAACCUCAUUGUUUAUUUGUGUUUCUGUAGUUGAAAUAUGAAGUGUCAUUUUGUUUCACUGUUUAUUAAACGUGAAUAGGGUUUAAUGA
Gasterosteus aculeatus aculeatus (three-spined stickleback) is the source of this 2823-nucleotide messenger RNA. The record is from RefSeq and is a predicted model, not a curated record. Lineage: Eukaryota; Metazoa; Chordata; Actinopteri; Perciformes; Gasterosteidae.